AUGUCGAUUUAUGCCCUCCCCGGGAUCCGCAAGCCUUCCGAGUCGCCACAUCGUCGAUUGCCUUCAGGCAAGCGGAACCUGCUACAUGCAGGUAUGAGCAAAAGCCUUGCCAUGCAGCAACAACAGCAGUAUCUUCUGCCGGCUUCUCCAUUAAACCCGGCACCACCAAAGCCCACUAUGCAGCCUGGCCCAGUCAUGACUCAGUAUGCUUCGUCUGAUCAAUGUCACUCGGAAAGUGCAGACCAACACAUUUACGACACUACCACUCCAAGUUCCAAUAUUGUUAACAAUGCCACCGGCGCCUCUACAUCCACUUCCGGUUAUGUGGCUGUUAGUCUGUCUUCUGAAACUUCCUACGGCUCUACUUCAGCCGGUAAGCCCAAUACUGAAGUGACUGUCAUUAAUGAGUCAUAUUUGCAGGCCGGCAAGCCUGUGCGGCAGACGCGGCAACAUGUUAAGGUUCGAGUCAGUGAAAUGGCUGUGACUAAGCCCCGACAGCAGGUCUCAGCCCCCAUUCCACUUGGCACAAAUAAUCAACCUUUGUCCGAACCCGAGCUUGGAUUUAGCCCAAUUUCGCCUCUCGAUCUACACUACGACGCACAAGAAUUAAGCCUAGAGCUAAAGGCUCACGGGCUCAGCACACAGCCAGUCCCCGGGUCGCCCUCCAGUCUGCAGGUAGAAGCCGGCCCUUCUCCUCGUCCUCCGCCUUCACUACGAUCCCAAGAGGACAUUGCCUCGAUAAUUACCCCAGCCUCACAAACUGCAUGUCCUACGGGCACCGUAGAUGCGAGCUCUUCAACUCGAACUAGUAGCCCUGGCGCCAUGGCUACCAUUCAGCCGAGCAUUAUGUCACUCUCUGGCGCUGCCAAUAAGACGGUCGGAGGGUUUCAGGCCGGAGCACUUGGCUUUCGUCCCUCAGACACUUCCUCCCUUCUGCUUGAUCCCACUUCACUUCUAUACACUCCUUUCACACCUGCCUUCCCGGCAACUACAGCUGCAGCCACAAUGGCAGCUCUUUUUCCUGGUGGACAGGAGUUCCUUGUCUAUCCACCUCCUCCCUUGCCAGCGCCUCCGUCAGCAGCUCCAGCUCCCAUCAGCGGGCUCUCCGGUGCCUCGCAUCCCGGCUACUCCAUCUCCGGGCCAUUUGGAGCCAUCUAUUGGCCCGGUCUGGAGGCAUUCAACCCGUUCUCCGCACAUUCUGCCUCGGUUCCGUUUGCCCCUAGCUUC
Molecule: messenger RNA, 1227 nt
Organism: Protopolystoma xenopodis
Lineage: Eukaryota; Metazoa; Platyhelminthes; Monogenea; Polystomatidea; Polystomatidae
Source: the annotation of a GenBank genome assembly